AUGAAAAAGAAUAAUUUAAGCAAAUGUAGAAACUUCUGCGGUAAACAACUCAGAAAAGUAGAUUUAUUCGGCUAUCCUAUAUCAAUGACCUAUAAAAAUGAAUUGACUUACAAAUCAAGUUUUGGUGGGAUUAUGACUAUUCUCUCAGUUAUAGGGAUCCUCUUUGCUUUGAGGGAAAUUAAGUAUGUAAGAAAUCUAUAUAUUGAUAAGAGCAUCUAUGAAUUUACAACAAAUGAAUUCGAUUAUGCUGUUCAGCUUAGUUACCAAGGACUUGAUCCAAAUGUCACCAACUUAUUUCAAUACUACAGUAUCAGAAUGUAUACCUAUUCUUCUUAAAAGAAAACAACUUAUAAAGAGGGGGAAUAUCCAUUAACUUUUAGAUAUGAUGAAAUGAAUGUUACAAGGUGCGGAUAUGAGAGAUUCGCUAAUUUGUCAUAAGACGAUGCUUAGAAGUGGUGGUGCUCUGAAACACCUGUGACAAAACUUUAAGGAAGGAUCGGAUCUAAUUUCGCUCAAAGAGUUAAAGUAGAACUCCACUAUUGUAGUUAAAUAUAUUUAGAUAGGAUUAAUCCAAAUUUAACAUGCAAAACUAGAGAAGAAGCUGACGCAAUUUUCAAAGAUACCUAUUAUCUGAUCAGCUAUGCUGAGAAUUUUCUAGAUUACACUCCAACGACAGAUAUAAAAUAUGAGUAUUUUGGAAUCAGUAAAAAUUAUGCAGUUCUUUAAGACUCCUGGUUCACUUCGAGCUUUAACAAUAAAAACUAUACCUAUUCAUCUGUUAGGAGGUAAAGUGUUAAUCAGUAGAUUAGAGAUACAAGGACACUAAUCGUAUCCCUUAAUUUUAAUAUGGAUGAAUAGGUAACUUUUACCACAAGAACAGCCUAUAACUUAAUUGAUGUAUUAACAGAGUCUGGUGGUUUCGCUUCAAUAAUUUUCAUAAUUUUCAAACUUCUAACUACACAAGUUCAAAAGAUUCUCUACUUCACAUCAAUCAUGAAGAAGAUUUAUCUUUGCAUGGACUAUAAUAAAAAGGAAGCUUUGACAUCAAUGGCAAAUCUAUGCUAAACAAAUUUAUAAUCUAGAACUUAAUUGAAUGGAACCCUCGAAGAAAGUGCGCGAGAAAAAUUAACAUUCAAAUAGAAAACUUUAAAUGAUAAUUAGACUAAAGACAACCCUAAAAAUGGUACAAAGCUAAAAAAGCUUUAAAUGGAGUAAAGAUUACGGGGUUUGAAUUUCUUCCAAUAUAACUUCAGAGAUUAUGUGAAAUAAGUACUUAAAAAUAUGUGCUGUUACCCUGGUUGCUGUAGAUUGAAGCCUAGUUUUAAAGAUAAGCUUUAUGAAAUAGGAGUAUAGAAAUUAAACAAAGAAUUUGAUAUGGUUAGAUACUUGAAAAAAUUAAGAAUAGCUGAUUCAUUAGCUCAUCUACUUUUAAGUGAAUUUUAAAGAGAGCUUAUUCCUUACUUUGAUAAGAAUGUCUUAUCAAUUGAUGAUUAGUAAAAACUUAAAAAAUUCAAGUCGAUAGUAUCAGGAGAUCCUUAUGUAAUGGACAAGUCAAUAAAAUAGAUAGUACGCUAAAGUAAAAAAUCAAUCUUAAAUGCUAAAAUUUUGAGUAUGCUCUCGAUUAAUGUAGAAAAUCUUAGGGAUUUGGAGGAACCUUCAAAAAGCAGAAAAAGCUCUAGAAACAGGGAAAGGGAAAAAGACAAGCAUAAUGUUCAAAAAGUAUAUUAGCAAGUUUCUUAUAAAGAAUCAAAAUAAGCAAAAGCUAAAGAUGAGACAACUAUAUAUGAUAUAAAUAAUCAUAUAGAGGAAAGCAUUAUUCUUUGA
Molecule: messenger RNA, 1824 nt
Organism: Stylonychia lemnae
Lineage: Eukaryota; Ciliophora; Spirotrichea; Sporadotrichida; Oxytrichidae
Source: the annotation of a GenBank genome assembly